Adelges cooleyi (spruce gall adelgid) is the source of this 1046-nucleotide messenger RNA. RefSeq names its product EF-hand domain-containing protein D2 homolog. The record is from RefSeq and is a predicted model, not a curated record. NCBI's taxonomy places the organism in Eukaryota, Metazoa, Arthropoda, Insecta, Hemiptera, Adelgidae. Gene Ontology annotation, molecular function: calcium ion binding. The coding region runs from base 46 to 696 and encodes 216 amino acids. The transcript has 4 exons.
UUGCAUCUAUCAGGCGGGACAGUGUGUGGUCGACAGAGCAGUGCGAUGGACGUGACUACGACGACGACGACGACCACGACGGAAUCGGCUGCGCCCAGCGAAACGGCUGAGGGUGAACUUUCGGCCGUGUUGAACAGGAGGCAACAGAUCAACGAGGCGCUGGAGGACGGCAAGCCGGUGGUGCCGCAGUUUCUCCGGCGCGUCGGCUCCAAAAACGUGUUCCUCGAGUUCAAGGAGUUCUCCCGCAAACAGAUCAACGAGUACGAGACCACGUUCAAAAAAUUUGACAUCGGCAAAGAUGGAUUCUUGGACUUGGAAGAAUUGAAGCGAAUGAUGGAGAAAUUGGGUGUACCACAAACACAUUUAGCGUUGAAAACUAUGAUCAAAGAAGUCGAUGAAGACGGGGAUGACAAAAUCAGUUUCAGAGAAUUUUUGCUUAUUUACCGCAAGGCUUAUGAUGGUUCUUUACCAGCAGACUGUGGUCUUUGCGAAUUGGCCAGACUCACCGAAAUCAAUGUGGACGAAGUCGGUGUUAUUGGUGCCAAAGAGUUCUUCGAAGCUAAAAUUGAAUACCAAGGUCUUGCGAAUCGUUUUGAGUACGAGUUGAGACAAGAGAUGGAAGAGAAAAAAAGGUUAGAGGACGAAAAGUCUCGGAGGAAAAUCGCAUUCAAAGAGAAGACUGCUAUUUUUCAGUAAAAUCUGGGUUCAGGAAAAAGAAAACCUUACCCACAAGAUUAUCCUAUUUCAAAUUAAUCACAUCCCGACGUCGUAGUCUGUGUAUCAUUAAAAAACAUUAUGUUUAACUUUAUAGUAAAUAUAAUUUUAAAAUACUAAUUUAUUAUAAUUAAAAAAAAAAUAUUAUUACCUAUAUAUACUAUAUUCGGUUUUCGAACUAAUUGUGUUUAGAAAAUGUGUGUUUUGAUUUGUAAUAUUUUUGUUUUUUAUUAUUAUUAUAUUAUAAUUUUUAUAACUUUGUUUUGCGUUGUAUAUUUAACUUGAUUUAUAUUUGUCUAUUAUUGAACUUGAAUAAAAUGUAAUAUAAUGUA